Annulohypoxylon maeteangense is the source of this 1405-nucleotide messenger RNA. RefSeq lists its product as uncharacterized. Lineage: Eukaryota; Fungi; Ascomycota; Sordariomycetes; Xylariales; Hypoxylaceae. Bases 33 to 1232 code for a protein of 399 amino acids. The transcript is spliced from 5 exons. The record is from RefSeq and is a predicted model, not a curated record.
CCAAUGUCUCAAUUACCUCUCGUCGACUCGAUAUGGGAGUUCAACUACUCCCUGAGGUAGUUGGCGUUGCUAUUAUCGUUCUUGUAUAUUCAUUCCUAUGCCUUGGAGCUAGUGGGCUUAUGAUAUGGUUGGUCUGGACGCAUCAGGAAAGAGAUAGCUAUGUCGCGCUACUUUCCUACUCUACGCUUCUUGGCACCAUUGGAAGUAUUAUCCAGCAAUUUCAUACAUUCGUUUGGUGGAGAGAUAUCAAAACGGAGCAGUACGAAUACACUCUCAGGCAUCUUGGCAGCCCAGAGAUAGCUAUCGCGGGAGCGUCAUUUGGCCUCGAUCUUGUCCUAUUCUAUAUACAAUAUUACACAUACAAUGUGGAAGCAAUGCUUACCCUUUUCUGGGCCGUCGCGCUCACUUAUACCGUAUUUAAAUUCGCACACUUUACAACUUCCAAACGCCUCAGGCAAAGAGCCAACCAGCUAGCGAAACUUGUGGCUAUUAUCCUGCCUGCCAUUCUAAUGGCUCUACUGCGUGUGGAAAGGGUCCAAAACUCUCACGUAGCUUUCUUAAUACUCGCGAACUUUAAUAUAAUGAUUAGCCUUUCGAUUGGCAGUGUCUUAUUAAUAGCGAUUCUCAUCAAAUAUAUCUAUACUCGACACCGGCUUGUCUCAUGGAAUGCUCGUUACUUAUUUUCGCGAAGGUCGCGGGAGUCUGGUGGAGACAUCAAUGUGUUGGAUCAAGGCGACGGCCGUCAAAGCAUCUAUGAUCGUUGGCUGGUCCUGCGAUUCUCAAUCGGCUUCGUCGUGUUGGCGACUUUCCAGUUAAUUACUAUCCUAUCAGAGGUGGCUCAGCUAAGAACCCACACCAAAGAGCAAUUAGGCGAAGCUGCGGAUCUGUCUGUGGGGAAAGCUAGGACCGAUUUCUUACAUUUCUUGGCAGGGGUUUCGACCAGUUUACUGGUUUUCGUCGUAUUCGGAACUACACGAACAUUUCGGCAAACAAUGUACAAGACGUUCAUACCAAGGAGGUUUCGCAAGCAGCCAGCAGAUGUGGAGGCCCCGGUAGUUCCCGCCCGCGAUAGGGAUGCCCCCGAUGACACAGACUAUAUCCAAGAGUUCCAGGAUACGUCGAAUGAAGGUCCUUCCGAUACACGGUUGAAGAAUAUAGACGGAGCAAAAACUACAACAGCUACCGAUGAUAACGGACAACAUUCAGUUUCCCAAAGUACACAACCUAGCUAACAUGAAGCAUGGAGCUAUAAGUUCUAAUUUGCGUAAAGCUUGUAUAAUUAGGAGUUGGGGUUGGCAUCAUGAGGUUCGGUAGCAUUGCCCUACUGGCACUUAAGGGCUUGGCGUCAACUAAAAGUUGGAAUAUAGGAUACACAUGGGAAUAGAAUACGAAAAGAGGUUGUUAC